AUGCGUCAGUUCUCCGUGGUCCUCUGCCUGUGCCUCGCCGUUUUGGCCAGAGCCGACAAACUGGGCUACAACUACCAGCCGGUGGCCCACUCCUCCUCGGGUUUGAGCUUCCAGCCCUCGGGAGCGGCCAGCAGUGAUGCACCUGCCUUCUCGGCGGGACCCAGUGGAUCCUUUGCCGCCGGUCCCUCAUCCUUUGCCGCUGAUCCCUUAUCCUUUGCCGCCGGUCCCUCAUCCUUUGCCGCGGGACCUUCAUCCAUUGCCGACUCCCUGGAAGGAUCUCAGUCGGUGGCUGCCCCCAACUACGCUGCUCCUCAGCCCCAACUGGAGAAGGAGUUCUUCACCUACACCGCCGACGAGGGUGACUUCUACGAUCCCGCUGCCUCCGAUCAGGUGUCCAAUGCCGUCAACAAGGGUCUCCGCGUGGUCUUUAUCAAGGGACCCGAGAACAAGGGACUGGAGAGCGCCCUGGCUCUGGCCAAGCAGGCUGCCCAGCAGGAGACCGCCAUCUAUGUCCUGAACAAGCAGGCCGACAUUGGACUUGGCCCAAAGCUGAACGCCAUCCGCAACAACAACAACAAGCCUGAGGUUCACUUUGUGAAAUACAGGACUCCCGAGGAUGCGGCCAACGCCCCGGCCAUCCAGGGUCAGUACGACCAGCUGGGAGGAUCCUCUCAAGCUCAAGAUGGCGGCGUGGCCUCCACCCUGAACUUCGCCUCCCAGCUGCCUGCUCCCGCCCACGCCGCCAGCAGUCUGGCGCCCGCCCAGUUCCUCCCGGAGGCCACCGCCCCCAUCUCGUAUGUGCCACCUGCCACUCCAGGAAGCUCCUACCUGCCCGCCAACAUUCUACGCCGCCUGAGGUUCUAA
Messenger RNA from Drosophila suzukii, 864 nucleotides. RefSeq names its product TweedleJ (gene TwdlJ). Lineage: Eukaryota; Metazoa; Arthropoda; Insecta; Diptera; Drosophilidae. The record is from RefSeq and is a predicted model, not a curated record.